This is a messenger RNA of Daldinia decipiens, 561 nucleotides long. RefSeq lists its product as uncharacterized. Gene Ontology annotation, molecular function: transcription coregulator activity. Gene Ontology annotation, biological process: regulation of transcription by RNA polymerase II. The transcript is spliced from 3 exons. Gene Ontology annotation, cellular component: mediator complex. Bases 1 to 561 code for a protein of 186 amino acids. NCBI's taxonomy places the organism in Eukaryota, Fungi, Ascomycota, Sordariomycetes, Xylariales, Hypoxylaceae. The record is from RefSeq and is a predicted model, not a curated record.
AUGGCUUCCACGAACACCUUCGCUGACCUAAUCUCGCGCGUCGACAACCUGGAUCUCAACCUAGACGAAGAUGUAGACGCUAUGGCCUCGGGUUUUGGAAAGUUGGAUAUCAACUCGUCCGAGAAGUCCCAAGAUGACCCCAAAGAACCGGACGCAUCACGGAAGAAGGCUAACAGUAGCACAUUACUAGACCGUCACAACCGCGCCAUCGCGCAGAUCCUGUCGCACUUCCGCAACAUGGUCAUGGCUGCCACCGCACCCAUCUCGCAAGGCGGCAACGUCCUUGAGCUCGCUGCGCUCAACCGCAUGACCAUGGAGACCGAAUCCGCUGCUUUGAUCUCCGAAGUCCAAGGCCUCCUAGCCAUCAACCGGGAGAUCAAAGCCCUAUGGAUCCGCGGGCCGCUCCGACAGCCCGGCGAGAGUGACACCCGCGAGGCUGAUCUCGACAAGCAGGCCGCCGACGUCGCGCGCCUGUACGACCGCGCCAUCGAGAUGCGGGAAGCCGCUAUCCGCCAGCAGAAUGCUGCUAAGGCCGGAGGUGAUCUCUCCGUGAGUUCCUAG